Messenger RNA from Beauveria bassiana ARSEF 2860, 4791 nucleotides. RefSeq lists its product as uncharacterized. The transcript is spliced from 17 exons. Bases 1 to 4791 code for a protein of 1596 amino acids. NCBI's taxonomy places the organism in Eukaryota, Fungi, Ascomycota, Sordariomycetes, Hypocreales, Cordycipitaceae. The record is from RefSeq and is a predicted model, not a curated record.
AUGGCGUCGGAAGAGCAACAUCAAGGUGUCGACACCUACGACUACCGUAGGAAUGCCUGGGGAGCUGUGCAAACAGCCGACUUUUCCCACGUCAACUACGGAAUUCCCAUGUCUGAAGACGAAGAAGCCGAAAAUGAAUUAGACGCGGGAGAGGGAGAAUACACAACGGAAGCUCAGGUCGAGGACCAGGGCGCAGGAGACGCUUCGCCUGCCGGUGACGACGCCGCGGCCGCUCCGGCGGAAGAGGUUUCGAAAUCGAGCAAGAAGACGAAAAAGGGCAAAAAGUCGUCAUCCACCGACGACGAGGCCGCCGCGCCCGUGUCCCCGCCCAAGUCCAAGAAUGCCAAGAAUGAAAGGAAGAACCAAAGAAAGAGAGACAAGAAGAAAAAGGACAAGGCCGCAGCCGCCGCCGUCUCCGCCGCGGCCCAGGCACCCCCCGAGGAGCCUGCCACGCCGGCCGAGGCUGCUACUGCCGCCGCCGACGCCGCGCCCACCACCACCACUACCGAUGCUGUUGACGAGACUGUUACGACUGAGAAUGCCGCUGAGCAAGAUACCCCUAAUGAUGAGCCUGAUACGACCCAGAAUGACACGACUAAUGCCCAACCCAACGACCAACAACAACAACAACAACAACAACAACAACAACAAGAAACCGAGACAGCGGCUGCCGUCGAGGAAGCGGCCACCCCGGCCGCUGAAGACGCCGCCGCUGCGGCCAAUGAUGGCGAAGCCCCCAAGACAAACGAGGAUUCCGCUACCCCUGCCGAAAGUGAACCUACCGUGGAUGAGGUUACGAGUUACGAUAGUGUAAAGAAGGAUGAGAAGGAUGAUGAUGCUGCCAAGACGGCUGCUGCUGCUGUAGAUGAGAGCGUUCCCGCAGCGGCUCCCGAGGACAAGAAGCCCGAGGCCGCCGAUGCUGCAGCUGCUGCUCCUACGGAAGCCGACGAGGAGGAUAAGGUCAAGGAGCCCGAAGCCCCUGCUGCUGCUGCGCCAGCCGAGGAGGUACCUGCUGCCGAGUCCAAGGUAGCCGAGCCAGCUCAGGAGGAGAAGAAGCCGGAAGAGGAGGCGGCUGCUACUGCUGCUGCUGUGCCCGCGCAAGAAGAAAAGGCCGCUGCAGAGGAAAUACCAAAAGUAGAAGAGACGCCGGCUCAAGCCGCCCCCGCCGCUGCUCCAGAGCCUGUCGCUGCUGCUGCUACCGAAUCCGUUGCCGAGCUGGCUCCAGAUGCCAGUCCCGGGAAGGAGAAAGAGGCGGACACGACCAAGGACCAGCCCGCCGCGGAAGUUGCUGCUGAUGCUGCUGCUGCCGAAAAGGAGACGCCCGCGGAACCAACUGUCGCGGCUGCUGUAGUCGAAGAACCUGCCGCAGGACCUGUGCCUGACGCUGCGACCGCGGACCAGCCAUCCGGCGAGGAGACCAAGCCUGCUCCUGCCAAGGAAAAACCUGCUGAAGCUGCGCCCGCCGAGCCUGCCGUCGCUGCCGCGGAGACAAAGACCGAGGAAGCUGCUCCCGCCGUCGAGGCUGCCGAGGUUGAAGAGGCCAAGCUCGCUGAGCCCGAGGCUGACAAGAAGGAAGAGGCUGCUACGUCUGCGGAGCCCGAGGCCAAGGUCCAGGAGCCUGCUCCCGUCGAGGCACCCAAGGAAGCGGAGCCCGAAGCUGUGGAGAAGCCAGUCGAGGUGCCGGAGCCCGCUUCUGAGACGGCUGCUGCGUCGGUUGAGGACAAGCCCGCAGAGGAGACCGAACCUGCUAAGGAGGAAGCCGCCGCUCCCGCCAUCGAAGCUGCGGUCGUUGCCGAACCAUCUACCGUCGCCGCUGCCAAUCCCGCUGAAGAAGCCGCGCCAGCCGCUGCCCAGGAGAAGAAGGAAGAGACGCCUGCGACUACGGAGCCUGCCGCGGAUGUAGUCGAUACGCCCGUCGAGGCGGCUGAAGAGGUCAAGGAGCCCGCCCCGGCGACUGAAGAGGCUGCUACGCCUGAAGCACCCAAGGAGGCGCCUACGCCCGUUGUGGAAGCCCCCGCUGAGCCUGCCGAGGAUGUUGCUGAUAAGCCGGCCGAGGCAACGACAGAAGAGGCCAAGGAGCCCUCUCCCGCUGAGCCCGCCGCCGCGCCCGAAGCCUCCAAGGAGGACCCUGCACCGGAAUCUGCCGCUGCUGAAGUGCCCGUUCCCGCUGAGGCCGUCCCAUCUGUCGAAGAAGCCGCCGCCUCUGCGGAGGACAAGCCCGUGGAGCCAACGACGACGACCACCCCCGAUCCCGCCGCCGAGGAUGUCCAGGCGCCUACCGAAGAGGCCCAGCUAGACGAAGCGGCUGCUGUUGCUCCCGAAGCCACCAAGGAAGCUAUUCCUGAAGUUCCGGAGACUCCAGCGGAGCCUGAGGCUGCUGCCGCCCCGGAAGAGCCCGCCGUUGACGCGGAGCCGGUCAUCGCCCAGGAGGAAGCGCCUGCGGCCGACGCCGAGACCGUUCCCGAGGCUCCCGCUGAAUCUGCCAAGGAGGAGACGCCUGCUGCUGCCGAGUCUGCUAAAGAGGAGGCUGCUGCUGUCGAAGCUGAGCCCAAGGAAGAAACCCCUGCUGCGGAAGCCGAGCCCAAGGAGCCGGCAGCCGUUGUCGAGCCGGCGGAACCAGCUGCCGAGGAUCUCAAGCCCGAAACGCCUGCCGCCGACGCCGAUUCUAAGCCGGAGGCUGCUGCGGAAGCCUCCACUGAUACUCCCAAGGAUGAGACCCCUGCUGAGCCUGAAGCAGCGACUGAGGAGAACAAGACCGCGGAGGAACCAGUCGCCACUGAUGAGGCUACCGCCGCGCCCGUCUCCGAAGAAGUUGCCAAGGAGGACGAGAAGCCCGCAGCUGCUGAAGAGGACGUCCAAGCUCCCACCGAGGAAGUUCCCGCCUCUGAAGAGUCUGCCUCUGCCAAGGAGCCUCCCAAGGAUGAGGAGGCCGCCCCCGAACCUCCCCAGACUGAAGAUGCUCCUGCCGCUGACGAGGCCGCUGCCCCCGUCGAGGAUGUUGAGCCCACACCCGCCACCCCUGCUGAAGAAGGCGCCGAGGCCAAGGAAGAAGAAGCUGCUGCGCCUGCUGCUGACACGGCUGAGGAGGACAGUGGUGCAGAGCGAGAGCCUGCUGGCGAGCCUGCUAACGCCGCCGCCGAAGAUGCCGCUCCUGCGGAGGAUGUCAAGCCCGUCGAGCCCGCCACUGCCGUGCCCGCCGCUGAGCCCGAGACGCAGGAAGAGCCCAAGGAAGAGGCUGCUCCUGCUGCCGCUGAGCCCGCGGAGGUGAAGACGGAAGAGGCACCUGCGGCGCAGGAAGAGACUGCUGCUCCUGCAGCUGACGCUCCCGUUGUCGUAGAGGCUCCUGCUGAAGCAGAGGCCGCUACCGCCGAGGACGCGCCUGCCGCUGAGUCACAGGAAGAGGCUGCCGCUGACAAGGCCGCAGAGGAACUUGAAGACAAGCCUGAAACUGUCGCUGAACCCGAUGUCCCCGCCGAUGCCGCUACGGAUGAGCCAGUCGAGGCCUCGAAGGAGGAGCCAUCUGACGACGCCGAGGCUACUGCUGCCCUUGCUGCUCUGGGUGCUGCUGCUUCUGCCCUGGAAGCCGAGUUUGAGGCCCCCAAGGAAAUCUCAGUCCCUGAGGUGUCUGUUGAUGAUGCUCCUCUUGAAGAGCCUGCUGCCAGCGGAGUCGCGUCUGUCAUUGACGUCCCAGCCGACGAGCCUGCUGCUGCUGAACCGGCUGUAGAAGAGAAGUCUGUCGAGGCUGCUCCCGAGGCCGAGACUGAAGCUCCUGCCGAGCCCGAAUUAGACGAGGUAGAGUCCGAGGCCGAGGCUGCUGUUCCCAAGGAGCCGGAGGCUACCGAGGCUGCCCCCGAGGAAGCUGUCGCUGAGUCUGCUGCCGAGGAGGCUGUCGAGACUGAGACUGAAGAGUCACCUGCCGCCGAUGUUGCUUCCGAGGAUCCCGUCGCUAAAGACGAGCCCCCUGUGGCUGCAGCUGAAGAAGCGAAGGAGGCAAAGAAACAAAACCCGGACCACAGCAUAGAAGCCGCCACCGCUGCUGCCAUUGCUGCCGCCGCCGCUACCGCCGCUACUGCAGCUGCCAUCAAACAUUUUCACGGCAAGCAGGAGGAGAAGACGGAGGAGAAGAGGACCAAAGAUACCCCAUCCGAUUUGGAAGUCGCUGUGGAGGUGGAGAAUAAUGAUGUUACGGAAUCUGCAAAGAAUGAUGAACCCAAGCUUGAAGAGUCAAAGGAGACAGAGGCGUCGGAGACGAGCACCGUUGUCGCCGAUGAGCCCAAGGUCGAGAAACCCGCCGAGAAGGAUCACGAUGCUGGCAAGGUAGCCGCCAUCGCUGCUGGUGUUGCUGGCACUGCCCUUGUUGUCGGUGCAGCUGCCGUUGGCGCCGCUUCUUUCAAGAAAGACGAUGAGAACGGUCACACGGUGAAGCCAGACGCCGAAGUCGCGCAAGCCGAGCCUGCUACUAGAGCAAUUGAGGAGCCUGUCGCAAAGGACAGCCCUGUUACUGAGGCGACUCCUGCUCCUGAGCCAGAAUCAACCUUGCGCCGCCGUCGACCAGCCGCCAGCGAGCCUACAGCUGAAGCUGCUGCUGGACCAGCCGCCGAGGUCGCCACCGAACCUCAGCCCGAAGAGAGCACAGCUACAUCGAAAUCCAUUGCUGUGGCAAGCUCGAAGCCGACAUUCUUCGUGUCGCUGGCCAGAUUGAUCCUCUCGCCUUUCUCGUGGCUGCGCUCAAGGUUAUUCAAGACCAGGCCUGCCAUCAAGACAACACCCCCUACCGAGGGCAGCUCCUAG